AUGACGCGUGUUCUCUGUGUGGCUGAAAAGCCGUCCAUCGCUAAAGCGGUUGCAACGCAUCUGUCGGGCGGACGGUACCAAUCAGCAAGCACUCGGGAUGCCCAUAUCAAGAACUAUUCGUUCGACUUUGACUUUGGCCCCCCAUGGGGCCGAUGCUCGGUUACGAUGACGGCUGUGAAAGGCCAUCUCACUACUCUUGAGUUUCCCUCAGACUACAACAGAUGGGAAUAUCCUCCCCCCGAGCGUCUCUUCGAUGCGCCAGUGUAUACGGUCAUCCCAAAGGAUAACAAAAACAUCGCCAAAAACAUCGAGGAUCUAGCUAGGUCCUCCAAUCUUCUCAUCAUCUGGACCGAUUGUGAUCGCGAAGGAGAGCACAUCGGUAGCGAAAUUCGCGAUGCGGCCAAGAAAGGCAACCGGUACAUCGAGGUCAAGAGAGCUCGGUUUAGCAACGUCGAAAGAGCCCACAUCUUACAAGCUGCCCGGCGACUGGUUUGUCUGGAUGAGAGGCAGGUUGACGCAGUAGCUGCCCGCAUAGAAUUGGACCUAAGAAUCGGAUAUGCCUUCACUCGGUUUUUGACUUUGAACCUCCGUACUUUAGGGGGACCUAUGUCCCAACUCACCAUCAGUUACGGGUCGUGUCAAUUCCCAACCCUGGGUUUUGUUGUCGACCGUUACUUCCGGGUCAAGAACUUCAUACCAGAGCCCUUUUGGAGCAUCAAGGUGAUGCAUGAAAGGGAUGGUAUCAAGGUUAACUUUAAUUGGGCUAGACAUCGGUUAUUCGACCGCAUGACGGUGAUUAUCUUCUAUGAACGAUGUCUAACCGCGAAGUUCGCCAAGGUCAUGAAGGUUAAGGAAAAAGAAACGAAAAAGUGGAAGCCUUUACCACUCACGACAGUUGAGCUGCAAAAAAUGGCUACUAGGUUCCUGGGCAUGACAGGUCAGCAGGCCAUGACGGUAGCAGAAAAGUUAUACAACAAGGGCUUCAUCAGCUACCCUCGUACCGAAACCGACCGCUUUGAUAAGGGAAUGGAUCUCAAAGCGCUUGUCAGAAAGCAGACACAGGACCAGAGAUGGGGACAGUUCGCACAGCAUCUUCUUGAUGGUGGUUUCCAGCAACCCCGUCAAGGCAAGCACGACGACAAGGCCCAUCCGCCCAUUCACCCCAUUACAUAUGCCUCGCCCUCGGUCCUGGAUGAUCAAGAGAAGCGGAUCUACGAGCUCGUUACCCGGCGGUUCCUCGCUUGUUGCUCCGAAGACGCUAAAGGAGCAGCAACUGACAUCGAAAUUCUCUAUGGGGAGGAGACGUUUACCGCCCAUGGCGUCAUUGUGAAGGAACGCAAUUACCUCGAUGUUUACCCUUACGAAAACUGGACUGGCACGGUUCAACUGCCGAAAUUCACUGAAGGGGAACGGUUCGAGCCCACAGAAGCAAUGGUUACGGAAGGAAAGACGAGUCCUCCCAACUACCUUACAGAAGCAGACCUCAUCGCCCUCAUGGACGCCAACGGAAUCGGCACCGACGCAACCAUGGCUGAGCAUAUUGAAAAGAUCCAGGAACGCCAGUAUGCUAGGACCGUGGAACGUGGUAAUCGCGGCGCAACUCAGGCAGAAGAUGAUGAGGACGAUGGGUCUCCCGCGACAAGAGGUGGUCGAGGAGGACAGCGGAGACGAGGUAGUCGUGGGGGCGGCCGGGGUGGGCGUGGGGGAGGUUCCGGCCGGGGUUCACGAGGGGCAAUUCCUGCGAAUCGUGGUGCAGCGGAGGGCAGGACGAGGAAGCUGCAGCAGUUGCAGAGCGUGCAGCGGCAGCAUAUUUCCAACCACUCGUUUGGGACCGUGAUGCAAGAGCCUGCUGCUGUGGACGGAACAAGCUCGGGGUAG
This is a messenger RNA of Thermochaetoides thermophila DSM 1495, 1878 nucleotides long. Its product is annotated as DNA topoisomerase-like protein. Lineage: Eukaryota; Fungi; Ascomycota; Sordariomycetes; Sordariales; Chaetomiaceae. The record is from RefSeq and is a predicted model, not a curated record. Gene Ontology annotation, molecular function: DNA binding; DNA topoisomerase type I (single strand cut, ATP-independent) activity. Gene Ontology annotation, biological process: DNA topological change. Bases 1 to 1878 code for a protein of 625 amino acids. Gene Ontology annotation, cellular component: nucleus. The transcript is spliced from 6 exons.